UUGGUUCUCCAGCCUCCAAAUAUGGUAGCUGAACGAGAUAAGGAUCUCUACGAACAACUCCUUGUGAUUGUGAACCCCUUGACAAGAAAAAAGAACCUGGAUGAAGAGGUCCUUUUUGCGACAGCUUUGAAGGCGCUAUCAGGUGUUGUCUACAAGAUAAGCACUAUUUACCAUGCUUCACUUCUAAGAAAUAUUUUCACAAUGUGUAUUUGGGACUAUGGUUUGGAUACCAGAACUGCUCUGUUAGAAUUAAUUGCUAACUUGGCUGUCGUACCAGACAAGUUUCUUGAAGAUAGCUUAGAGAUGCUGGUAAGAAACUUUCAGCCACCAGAAAGGAUGUGUGGAUAUAUAUGCCAGACAAGAUGGUGUGGAGAAAGGAAAAGGAUUAAUGGACAGCUACAUGAAACUUUGUGUUCUAUCACUCAUUUGGUGCCCCUUGCUCCUUUCAAGCUAAAGGGUAUUCUUCAUAGAAUGAUGCCGACAUUCCGUACUAGGAAAGCGGUAAAUGUGAAAUUUUAAUUAGCUCAUUUUUUAUGUUAAUAUCUCUUAAAUUUUCCUAUUUAGCACCUUAAUAAACUUGAGCAUUACAUUGCAAACACUUGAAUCAUAGUUUUAAUAUUCUUGAUUCAAUAUUCAUUAUGUUGAGAAGGACAAAAGAUGACACAUAAUUUGCAAGUUCAUGAUUUUAUAAUGUUUGUACACCUACCUUUCCUGUCUUUUUGUGCUGCUUAAACAUCUUUUUGAUUGGUAAUCACUUUAUUAUUAGUUACAUUAGCUAAUAUAGCCUUGCUAUAGCCCACCUUUUCAUUAUAUUUUUGACAAUAAUCUUGAUUAAAUCAAUAGUCUAAUUUAACUGUAUAAA
Dendrobium catenatum is the source of this 862-nucleotide messenger RNA. RefSeq lists its product as uncharacterized. The coding region runs from base 22 to 519 and encodes 165 amino acids. Gene Ontology annotation, cellular component: nucleus. Gene Ontology annotation, biological process: transcription initiation at RNA polymerase I promoter. The transcript is spliced from 4 exons. Lineage: Eukaryota; Viridiplantae; Streptophyta; Magnoliopsida; Asparagales; Orchidaceae. The record is from RefSeq and is a predicted model, not a curated record. Gene Ontology annotation, molecular function: RNA polymerase I core binding; RNA polymerase I general transcription initiation factor activity.